AUUCACUAGUAAAGAGAAUAGUAUUUUGAUGGAAGAAAGCAAUAUUCUCCUUUGUGAAAACUUCAUGGAACAUUCAUUUCCACCUUUCUUACAAAACUAAAUGACAUUCUAAUAAAAAAUAUUUCUUUAGUAUCAUAAGAAUUAUAACUUGAAAUUUUAUCUGAAAUGGAAACCGAAUAUAAGUUAUCCCCAGAUUCAACAGAAAAAUAUGAGAGUAUUCACAAUAGAGUAGAGACGGAAUUAGAAGUGAAACAAGAUGACGAUGGUAUGGGAAAAUUUUCAUUUGACUCUAGUGUUCAGCAUCCAAUUGAUGAGGAGUAUACUGAAGAUAAUAAGACAGAAAACAAGGAUAUUGUUGACCCCUUCAUUGAUGACAAUGGAAUUAGAUCGUCCAUUGAAUAUCAAACAAGUGAAAUGAAGAUAACAGAUAGUUUUAUGAAGAUCAGUAUAUUUAAAGAUGCUGUAGAAAUUGAGCCCUUGGAGAGUGGACAACCUGCUUAUUCUAUUAUAUAUAAAUGUUCGUUAUGUGAAUACAUCACAUCUCAUAAAUAUGAAAUCAAGAACCAUAUAGAUUGUGCACAUUUGAAUAAACGAGAACAUAAAUGUCAGUUUUGUGAGUAUGCAUCAAAUGAGAAGGGAAACCUUAAUAACCACUUAGAGGCCAUUCAUUUGGAAACACGGAAACAUAAAUGUGAGUUUUGUGAAUAUGCAUCAAACCACAAGAGCUAUAUGAAAAAGCAUGUAGAUGUUGUUCAUUUGAAUAAACGAGAUCAUAAAUGUGAUCUCUGUGAUUUUACUUCUGCCAAUAAAGCAAACCUUAAGACCCAUAUAGAUGCAGUUCAUUUGAAGAAAAAAGAACAUAAAUGUCACCUAUGCAAGUAUGCUUCAGUUGGAAAACUAGGCCUCCAAAGACAUUUAGAUGCUGUUCAUUUCAAUAAUAAAAAAUAUAAAUGCCACUUAUGCAACUAUGCUUCAGGUAAUACAGGAAACCUGAAAAUGCAUAUAGAUUUGGUUCAUUUGAACAGAAAAGAACAUAAAUGUCAGUUUUGUGAAUAUGCAACAAACCAGAAAGGAAACCUCCAAAAACAUAUAAAGGCUGUUCAUUUUAAUGAACGAGAACAUAAAUGUCAGUUUUGUGACUAUGCAACAAACCUGAAUGGAAACCUCCAAAAACAUAUAAAGGCUGUUCAUUUUAAUAAACGGGAACAUACAUGUCACCUAUGCAAGUAUGCUUCAUCGGACAAAGGAAGCCUCAAAAGACAUUUGAAUAAUGUUCAUGUAAAUAAAAAAAAAAAACAUUGAGGUUGAUUUGAACAGAAAAUAACAUAAAUGUGUAUAUACUACAACUGUAAAGUCUGACUUCAAAUCUGUUGUUCGUUUAAAUGAAAGAAAAUAUAAAUGUCACCUAUUAGAACAUACUUCAUUUUGAAAAGAACACCUUAAAAAACUGAUAUUGAUCAUUUGAAUGAGUGAAAUCAUAAAUGUCAAUUAUGCUAGUUUGCUUCAACCAGAAAGUUUAACAUGAAAAAGAAUGUGGUGCAUUUGAAUAUAGAUGUGACCUACAUGCCACAGCUCAUAAAGUAUAACUCAAACACCAUAUGAAAUUGGCCUAUUUUAAUGGCAAGGAGUAUAAAUGUAUAAAUGCAUAUUGUGAAUAUUUCCCAAUUAAAGCAUUGGUUCCAAUAAUAUACAGUGAUGGCAUGUCAGGAUGUAAUUUAGAGUUAGAAGAGUGUUAGAAAGAAUUGCAUAAAAAAGCUGAAAGUCAAACAGAAAUCAAUGAUGCUUUCCCCUCCCUUUCCACAAGAGCAAUUAGAAAGAAGAGUCAUCCGCUACCUAUUAAAAACCUUUAUCUCUGGUGUCGCAACAUACAUUCAGCCUGAUCUAAACAGAAUCAUUUCAUACAAGCCUACAUGUACUUCUCUCAAAGCGAUGUAAAAAAAAAAGUUGAAAUGACAGCAUCAUACUAUUUUUAUUUAACCAAUGGGAUUUCAUCUCUGUUCCUCCUAUUGGAUAAUACAAUACCAAGACAUAUUUAUAGUUGCCAAUACUGUAGAUAUUUUUCAUAUGAACAAACAAGUACAUCAAUGACAACCUAUGUGAGUUUAUAUCUUCAUAUAGGAGGAACCUAAGAAGUCAUAUAGAUGCAGUUCAUUUGAAUAAAAGAGGAUGUAAAUGUGAAUAUGCUCCAUUGGAAAAAAAAUUCACAAGAGGAAUAACUUUGAUUCUGCUGAGGGGUCUAUAACUGAUAAUCCAGAAGAUGAACAUCCAGUUAAAAAAAGGUGUAGAACCUAUGUUCAUAAAAUAACAAGUUUUAGUUUUCUUUAAUUGGAGUAUUCAUGAUUUAUUGCAGAAUGAUAUGCGAAAAAUUAGUAAAAAAACAUUAAAUAUGAAUUUUAAGUUUGUUUUAUAUUUGAAAGCAUCUAAAAUAAAGUGUUAUACGAG
Harmonia axyridis is the source of this 2442-nucleotide messenger RNA. RefSeq names its product zinc finger Y-chromosomal protein-like. Gene Ontology annotation, biological process: regulation of gene expression. The record is from RefSeq and is a predicted model, not a curated record. The transcript has 2 exons. NCBI's taxonomy places the organism in Eukaryota, Metazoa, Arthropoda, Insecta, Coleoptera, Coccinellidae. Bases 166 to 1302 code for a protein of 378 amino acids. Gene Ontology annotation, cellular component: nucleus.